UCUCAAUUUUCAGAACCUUAUCAUCAAAUCCAGAUUCAGUCAUAACCUUAAUUGAAAGUUCUAAAUUGAUUAAACUCUUCGUUUUACAUCUCAUCACUGAAGUAAGCUCCCAUCAGUACUCUUAGAUCUUGAGAUAAAAACUCCCAAAUUCUAUAUUUUCAAAUCUAAAUCUGAAAGGAAAAUAUCUUUCGUGCUAGCAUGGAACAGAGGCCACAUUAUGUUAUCCAAAUUUUAGUCUAUUCCCAGGGGUCUGCCUAAAAUUUAAACACAAUUCUAAAUUUCUAAUUGUAAUCAAGUACAGUACUCGGUUUCCAUAUUUUGUUUGGUUUCCUAUUUUUAGUUUUUUGAAAAAGCUAUAAAUAUGUAAUUCUGUUUAGUUCUUUUGCCGAUACCGGAACUCCAAACCUUAAUUCUGCAACGAUGAAAGUCCCUAUGGGUCCUCCACCUCCUGUAAACCCUAAUCCCCCAAAACUUGAUUCAGAUUCUGUAACAAUGAAGGUACCCAUGGGUCCUCCACCUCCUAAGAACCCUAAUCCCCCCAAAAUUGAUACAGAUUCUGUAACAAUGAAGGACCCUAUGGGUCCUCCCCCUCCUGUAAAUCCUAAUCCCCCCAAAAUUGAUGCAGAAAUUGAUGGAGGAAUUCAGAAAAACACUACAACCUGUACUGCUGCUGCAACCACUUCUACUACUAAGUCCAGUGAACCUGUUAAUGUUGCAAUUCCAUAUACAAUUCCUCCAUGGAGUGCUCCACCUUGUCAUCCUUUCUUUGUUGAGGUUCUCAAGGAUGGAUCAAUAAUUGACAGGUUUGAUGUGUCGACGAAGGGGGCAUAUAUGUUUGGGCGUGUUGAUCUAUGUGAUUUUGUUCUUGAGCACCCAAAAAUUUCUAGGUUUCAUGCUGUUCUCCAAUUUAAACCAAGUGGAGAAGCAUACCUGUAUGAUCUUGCAAGUACGCAUGGCACUUCUAUCAAUAAGAAUCAGGUGAAGAGAAAGACAUACACGGAUUUGCAUGUUGGUGAUGUGGUGCGAUUUGGCCAGUCUUCUCGAAUGUAUAUAUUUCAAGGACCUUCGGAGCUGAUGCCACCGGAAGGUGACUUGAGUAAGAUUCGAAGUGCUGCUAAGAUUCGUGAGGAAGUCCGAGAUCGUGAAGCUUCACUUCGUCGAGCUAAACUGCAAGCAUCUCUUGCUGAUGGUAUUUCAUGGGGUCUUUCAGAAGAUGCAAUUGAAGAAGCCAAGGAGGAAACAGAAGAAAUUACCUGGCAAACUUACAAAGGGCAGCUUACUGAGAGGCAGGAGAAGACACGUGAAAAAAUUAUCAAGAGAACUGAGAAGAUAGCGCAUAUGAAGAAAGAGAUUGAUGCAAUUCGAGCUAAGGACAUAUCUCAAGGUGGAUUAACACAAGGCCAACAAACUCAGAUUGCUCGGAAUGAACAACGAAUGUCUCAGAUCCUGGAAGAACUUGAAAGCUUGGAGGAGACCCUGAAUGAUAGUAUCCAAGAAAGUCUAGGGGCACGCGGCGGGAAAAGACAUGGUAAGAACAAAGGAGCUACAGAGGACGAAGAAGAAGCUGUAAGCGAUGAGGAUGACUUCUAUGACCGUACAAAGAAGAAGCCCAUAUGCAAAACUGGUGAAAACAAGUCAGUUGAAACAGCCGAUUCUCUUCUUGAUAAGAAAGAUGCCAUCAUAAGUGAAAUGGAGAUCAAAGCAAGUUUACUAUUGAGUGAGAAAAAUAAAAGGAUACCAGAAGUUGCGCAAUCAAGUGAAGGUGGAGAUGAAAGUGGAGAUGCCCUUGAUGCUUACAUGACUGGGCUUUCAUCCCAACUAGUGCUUGAUACUACCACACAACUUCAGGCAGAAAUAUCUUCUCUCCAGACCGAGCACGACAGAAUCCUCUACUUGCUGAAAAUCGCAGAUCCAACAGGUGAAGCUUCUAAGAGAAGAAUAUCAAAAAUUGAGGUGUCAAAAUCUAAAGAAGCGGGUGUUAUUUCUCCUGUCACAGAGAAACAACCAGUAGAAAAGAAGAAGAGCUCUACUACAUUACAGAAGCCCAAAGAUGGUCCCAUCCCGGAAGCAGGAAUUAGUCCUAGUAUCAUUACUACACAAGAACCUAAGCCUCUAAAGAAACAAGAAACUGAUACUGGAGUAAACGAAAGUAAAGCUGCUGUUUACAUAGCCACCAAACCUGUAUGGCUCGGAGCAAUGGAUGACAUAAAAAAGGAAGAUUCUAACCCAGUGGAAGUUCCAUCAGAUACGAACGAACCAGAUCAAUUUAUUGAUUAUAAAGAUAGGAUGAAAGCUCUUGCCAAGGUAAGUGAUUCUUCAAUGACCUCGGAGAUGGAGAUUGAAAAUGCUGCCCCUGGUUUAAUAAUAAGGAAACGGAAGCAUGUGGAGAAACCUACUCUGUCAGUGCAAACUGCUGCAUCGACGGCUGCUGAUGCUGUGGCGUUGUUGUUGAAGCAUAAAAAAGGGUAUUUGGCAUCAGAUGAGCUGGAAGAACAUGGAAGCACUGAAAUUGUUGCUCAUCCCAAAACAGAAAUGAAGUCCAGAAGAGUUGUUGGCCCAGAGAGACCUAAAUUUCUUGAGAAUAAUAAUCCAGACUAUGAGACUUGGGUGCCUCCAGAAGGACAAUCGGGUGAUGGCUGGACAUCGUUGAAUGAACGCUAUGGUUACUAAUUUAGCACUCAUUCGUGAUGUUUCUCUAUAAUGUAGGUACCAGAAAACAGGGGCAACACUAGCGCUAACCGAAAACAGGGAGCUGAAACUGAACUACCGGAAGCUCAUCAUCUUUGAAUAUUUUAUUAUUAUGGAAUUUAAUGGUAUGAAAAUUCAUAGAUUCAGGUUUUUAUGAAAUUGAAUUUUCAAAUGGAAAAUACCAAUAAUCAAGUAGACAGAUUAGG
Molecule: messenger RNA, 2894 nt
Organism: Papaver somniferum (opium poppy)
Lineage: Eukaryota; Viridiplantae; Streptophyta; Magnoliopsida; Ranunculales; Papaveraceae
Product: kanadaptin-like
Exons: 1
Coding region: 421-2670 (749 amino acids)
Molecular function (GO): mRNA binding; protein binding
Source: RefSeq, a predicted model, not a curated record